AGUCUGUUGAGGUGCAUUGUGGGAAACUCCCAAGUUUCCCCCCCCUUCUCCUCCUCCUCUGCCUUCCUCCCUCCCUCCUCUCUGCGCAAGAGCCAGCUCCCAAGGUGGGACACUGUGCAGCGGCCAGAGGACGGAAGGUGCUGUACAAUGUCCAGAUAGGACACCACCAGUGUAAGACUUGUCCUGAGACAACUGCUCCAAGAGAUUGAGCUGUCCCUCUCAGGUGGCUCCUCUGCCUUCUCCAGCAGCUGAGUGAAGAAGAGGUGGGAUUGCCCUGUGUGCACGGCAUCCAGGUGUGACCCACAGCACUCGUAAGGAUGGAUUCCAAAGGCAAUGUCCGAAGCGGAAACAAACCUGAUGCCAAGGCCCCCAGCUCUGGAAAGCCAGAAAAGCCCAACCCUGGGCCAACCACGAAUGCAGACAAGAAGGAGACCCCCAAAGAGCAACCUGCUCCCACCACCACCACCUCCACCACCAAGAAGGCAGGUGGUGAUGCUGCUGUUGUGAACAACCACAGCAACCUGAAACCCAGCCCUGCCUCCACGGAGACGCAGGAGGCCACCGGCCAGUCCCCUGACUCUGACCACAAGGGAAACAGCUCCGAGGAGUCACCGGGAAGCAUCUUCGACAACAUGAAGCCCUUGAUCAUCGUCGGAGGAGUGGCAGUGGCUGCACUCGCUGUGAUUGUGGGAGUGGCGUUCCUAGCCCGGAAAAAAUGAAGAUGGAGACAGGGUGGGGAUGAGAAACCCAACCCAGCUGUACAGCUCCUUUUGAGACAAAUGCAUGCAGAAAAAAAUCUAUACAUAUCUAUAUAUAUAGAGCGAGCUAGAUAGGUCAACGACAAACACCAACUGCAAAUCCAAGAGUCUUGUUCAAGACAACUGUGCCAGUUUGACCCGGUGUGGGUAACUCCAUGCACUCAGUGUGUUCUUUCAUGUAAUAUAUCUUGGCUUAUACCACUGUGUAUAGAUUACAGCUUCUCCUGAUCAGUGUAAAUGACGGUGUCCCCUCCCCUCCCCUGCGGUCCUCCCUGGGAGAUGCCCCCACCUCUCUCGCAGUCCCCUGUUUUCAAGUCCAAAGUGUUCUACGUCCCAUCCAGAGUCUCUGCUUUGUGUUUCGGUUUCUGUUUGGUUUGGAGUUAGGUUGCGGUGAAGAAGUCCUAAGAGGCGUUGGAGCUUAGUGGUAAGACCCUGCUUGUCUGUCGCUGCAUGUUGGGCUGGCGUUUAUCCAUCCCGCCUCUGGGGAAAUGCAGGCAAAAGACAUCUCCCUGACCAAACAGCCAAGUGUGAUCUCUAAUAGGUGUUUUGUGUAUCUGCUGCUCAUCAACCCACCUUUAAAAACCCAACUGGAAAACACCCCAAAGAAGAGCUGGCUGCAACUGGAGGCUGAGGCUGCAGCGUGGCAGAGUUCGGGGCAUCACAUUGAGUCACAGCUCUGGCUGAGCUGCCAGCGGGGGAGUGAGCAGAGGGGCUGUGCUCUGACCCACAGGGCUCAGCACGUGGAGGUACCUGGCCAAGUCCUAUGCCGACCUCAAACAGACAGCAAGCAGUUGCUGGGUUUCUGGCAUGCUGGCAGGCAGCCUCCAAGAUCCCAUGGCUCACCAGGUUCAUAUGGGCAGUGUUUGAGGAUAGAGAGACUUUGUGUUUUGGAUUAGUAUUUCCUAAAGUUAAGCUGGGCUUUGCAGGAUGCUGUGGCCUCAGCCCAAACUCCCCCAAGGUCAGCUGGACUCUCUGCUCAUUUCUUUGGACUUUGGAUCAGGCCUUUUGCCUGCAUUUUUCUCACUGAAGGCUACAGUCUCUGAUAUGUAAGAAGGUAGAAAAAGUGGAGAUGAGAUGGUUUUAUGGGUGGAGAGGACCUGGGACCCCAUGAGAAUGAGACUGAUCUGCUUCAUACCAGGAAAACCUUCUUCAAGGGCACUGGAAGUCUGUCUGUGGGGGAUUUCUCCCAUGACAGUAGCAGGGAUUUGUGACUCCUCCAAGCUUUGGAAAUGAUGACAAAUUCCCAGCCCUUGAUUAGCCUGGUUUCAUCGGUGACAAGGCAGCUCUAAAGGCAGACCUUGUGAAGGAGAGAAGGCAGGCAGGUGAUGAGAGAGGGGAUGUAGUGUGUUGGCUGCUGCCCUUCUCCUAACGCCAAAAAGUGGGCAGAUCUCCUUAUCUGAAAGUUUCCAUUAGACUGCUCCUGGCAGCAAAAAAAAAAAAGUCUUACAAAUAGGGCCUUAAGUGUUGUUUUUAAACUAGGUCAGAGAUUAGAUGAGGUCAGAACCACAGCCGCUGGAGCUCAGCGAUUGCAGACAGCGGGCAGGGUUUGCAGUGAUGGCUCGUAAGAGGCUGUGACAAAGUGGAGUGAGUUCAGGUAAAGAGCAUAAGUCACACAGCUCUGAGCCUGGCUCUAUGAAUUUGGUGGGUGCAGGGUUAGAGAGAGGCACACGUUCCUCAGGUUAUGCCUCUGUGAUAUCCGCUGCUGGCAGGAUUAGAAGAUAGGACGGUGGGUGUGUAUAACCUUAUCUAACAAUGAUGUCAUAACCUCCGCUCACAUCUGUCUUAUUUACCUCCAAAUCUGCUUUGCUAAAAUGCAUGUGGCUUCCCCAAACAAAAGGUCUUUGAGUCAGCCUGGCCAUUCCAAUGGUGAGAUCUGUCAUGCUUUUUUCCUCCAGGCUCACUAAAUAUUCCCAAGGGUGCACAGCCUCUGGGAGAAUCCAAUGCUGUCUGCAUGCAGGUGAGAUUUAACGUCUACCUCUGCCUUUACCAGCAGAGACAGAGACUGGGAAUGUUGGUUUGACAGUGUUUUUUGGAACAAGUGCUACAGCCCUGAGUGAAAUCCUGGUGGCUCAAAGCACUCUCUGCCUGUCUUGUGGAUGUCUCCUACGUCACUCCCAGCCUGGAGAAUCUCUUUGAUUUGAAGCAGAAGGGUCCAUGCUGGGGUAUUUCUAUGGUGCCACUUAUGUCUAGAGAUGCGAUUUCCCCUUGUUCUCUUUUGCGGAGGUUCUUUUAGUGGGGGGAGAGAGGGAGAACGGUACCAAAGGAAUAGGAAAGAUCUUUGGAAAGCAGAGAGAUGGCAGAGGAUGCAGCUCAGAAGCAGCGACUGUGGCAGGGCUUUGUGAGAGGAUGCGGUGAGGCUGCAGCAUCCACACUGAGAGGCUGGGAACUGGAGUGCCUCUGAACCUGAUGGUGCCCCAACCUCUUGUUAGGGAGAUACCCGAUUGCAGACCAACUCCCCCAGCUCCUGCUUGCACCCUGAACAUCCUCACAAGGGGAAAUUGAGGUGCACAAGGUAGAAGCAAACCACAGUGCAGUCCUGCCAGGAACCUGGUCUCUGACUGGGAGCUGCGUGCUGUGGAGGAAGGUAUCCAAACAACCGGGGUUUGGAUGUGGGGAUGGCUGUUUCUGGGCUGCCCUCCCCUCAGAUCUCUGAAGCACAAAGCUCUCGGCUGUAGGGAAAUUUUGCUGUUGUUAUUGUGAGGAAGGGAAAUGGGCCACUGCUGCUCUGAUUCCUGCUUUGCCAAAGUAGGGUGGUGAUUUUCAGACAGCAGCUUCUCUUUCCAACCAGGAGGGUUGUUUUCGAGAGAUGCUGCUCCCUGUCUUCUGUGUUCCCUCCCUCUCUGCCCUGGCGUAGGAUUGUUUCAUUUAGCAGCACGACGGGAUUAUAGAUGUCGCUAUCUAUUCUGUCCUGAUCAGAGUAGAUAGAUACAGGAGGAGUAAAUAGAACCACCUGCUCCAGUUGAGUCUCCUAUUUUACUUUACAAAGUGGUUUCAGUCCUUGACUUAACCUUUGGUAACAGAAAAGGGGGAAAAAAAAAAAACAGUUCUCAGCCAACAUGAGCCUUAACCAUGUCUGUCUGUCUCCAGCUUCCCCUGCCCCACCUGGAACCCACCUCUUUGCUACCUGGAACCACCUCUGUGGCAGCUUGGUUUGGCAAAAACAUCUGUGUGUGUGUGUGUGUGCACGCGCGGACACCACCCUGCCUUGAAGAGUGUUCUGCAUAUGUAUGUCCACAUACAUAUAUGUUUAUAUUACUGCAGUCUGAGGUGGGGGGAAAUCAAAUCAACCUGGAGAUGACCCUUUGUUCAUUCCCCUGCCUUCACACAAAGUGUCUGUGAUGUCUUCUCUGUGCCAUUUGCAUCAUGCCAUGCAGCACCUGAAUUCAUUUUCAGUCCCUGGUUUCUUUCUCAGUGCAAAGAAUGUAUGGCUAGUGAACUGCUGAAUGUAAGAUGUGCCCGUUGUGCUAGAAGCUCCAAAUUACUGUUUCCUUCCCUUGGAUAGUCGUGUGAGCAACUAGCUUUCAAAUAAGGCACUUUUAGACUUUACUGAACUAUACUGGACUGUGUUGUAGCGCUUUUCCAAGUGUGGGUCUAGUGUUGAUUCGGGUCAGGUAGCUCAAGCAUAGAUGCCGUACGAGCUCCUAAGCACGCAGCCAGAGCGCUGCACUUCAGUCCUGACUUGCAAACAACAUCCUCUUAGCAAACACCUCCUGUUCUGCCUUAAUGUGCCAGGCUGUGCCGUGGUUUCGUUUUGAGACAAAAAUAUGUCCAGCGAGAAGUAGGUUUGAGAAGAGUAAAUUCACCCCUCUCUGAACCAAAGGGAGGCUGAAACCAGGUUUGUUGAAGCGGAAGGCUUAAAUGACUGAACUCGCUGUGCUAAAUAAAUAGUUGUCUUUUCUCGUACUGAGCACACGCCGUUAUUUGCUUGAUGUUCUUCUUUGUGUGGUGUUUGUGAUAUGAAGUCCUUCUAGUGGUACCUCCGUGGGGAGAACAAGCUGACGCUUAAAUCUAAUCGGAUUCUGUGCUUGGGAUUUGACGAGAUCUAGAUUGCUAGUUUACUCUUUUGAUAAAGUAUAAAUUAUCAAGUUGCAAAACCGACUUCAGACAUCGUAGCUUAUCACUAAAACUAUUGAUUCAAUUCCUACACCCGAUCUCAACCUAUUUUCAAGGAGCUGUAAGUUUUAGUUGAAUAUAAAGCUGUCAUUACGCUCUCUUGGACAACUUUGUAGAAGGCUUUUGAUGCUUCUAUGUCGAAGGAAGAGGAAAUGGUUUACGCUUCUCCUUCUUAUUUUUCUACCCAUUUAAUAAGCUAUGGAUAAGUCCAAUUAUUCCUAACAGGAUCCAAACAAAUCUGGAAACCAAAUGAUAAAGCAGGAGCAUUUUCAGGAGGGCGGGAUGAAUCCCUGCAGGUGCUGUUCACCUCUUAGACUCGCCCUUAAGCCUUGAGCAAGUUGCUUGCCCUGAAGCAUUUCUUAGCUCUGUUAGGUUGAGUGAUCAACUAAAAAUUAGGUUAUCUCUGCCGAAGCAAAGUUUUGGGGUUAAUCCAUAGGCUACGGAAAGCAAAGGGGAUUUUUCCAUUGGCUUUGCCAUGCUCUGCUGAGGCUUUUGAGAUCAUGUUGGCACCAGGGAUACGAUUGCAGGUCACUGUAAAAUGGAAAGGCAUCUCUGGGCAAAGCAUUCCUUAGUCAUUCAACCUUAGUCCUGCUGAGUGGGAGGAAAGGCUCGGCUCUUGACUGAGGCAGCCACGGUCUACAACCAUGCUUAUACCUAUAUUAAUAUGUGUGUAUAAACAACUAAAAAACCCACGAGUUGGGGAAAGGAGAUGAUUCUGCCUUAAAAAUGUCCCUUCCUUUCUUGGAAAUGCCACUGGCAUCUUUCUAACUUUUCUUGGAAUUAGUUGGGAGUAGCAGUCCUGAAGGCUUAACAAAAAACUGAAGUCUUUAAGGAACAACAAAAAACUGGAAGGCAGUGAAAAAUUGUAUUAAAAAAGUGAAAUUCUUGGAAUUCCAAUCAGCUCUAUGGAAAGCUUCAGGUUUUGUUGCUUCUGAAAGAGUGCACGAAACAGGACAGAGAAAGGCAGAUAAAAGAAAAAGCACAUGGCAUCAUUAUCUUAAACCGUUUGGUGAGGACACGUUAAUAUUUAUUCCUUAUCCACAUCUAUUUUUUUCUUGGACAAAAGUGAAAAUGACCAACUCUGAUGCCGUGCAAAUCAUCCUUUGACUGACUCCCCAAAUGAAUUUUUGCUGCCUCUGUUCAAUGCUGAAAGGUUUGCGAAGGAAGAAAAAGAUCUGUAGUUUUCUACAACCAACUUUGGGUGAUUAAGGGAAAGGGCAAGGCUAGGAUUUAGACAUUUUGAAGGGCUGUGUUCUCUCUUCCCAUGCUUUGCUAUUAGAAGUAUUGAUGGUCCAAUCUAAUCAUGCUUUGAUCGUCUUGGUCUGUGACCUCAUGCUAGAGCAGGGAUGCUGGUUCCCUUCCCAAGCUGUGCAGCAUCUUAAUGCAGCCUCGCUCCUAUCACUGCAGAGGUGGGAGAAAUCUCCCAAGCUGGGACAAGCUGCCUUCUGUGGGGCAGGGAACCACAUUACAUCCUUUCCAUAAACUGUCUGCGCUUCUGUUUUACAGACUAGAUGCCUCCCUUUGCUCUGACCUUAAAAAUUUCCCUUCCUUUCCCUCUAUAAAUUAGUUAAGCUCUCAGCACAGGAGGCUGGAAUCAGGAUAUUACCUGGUAUUUACACCAGUGGUGUUCAGUCUUCUGUCAGGAAGGAACCUGUGGAUGCUGAAGCUCUCCCUGCACAUAUCUGGCCCCAUGAUUGACAGUUCCACCCCAGGAAGCGAUGGAGCCUGCACAGCAAACUGAGCCUGGGCUGCGACACCAGCCACAGCUUUCGGGAUUUAUGCUCUGUGGGUUCUGAAGAAGCCAGGAAAGGGUGACUUGAGCAGUGUCUGCCUGCUACUGUGGAUUAAACAUUGCUGCUCUGUUUUCAGCCCAGCAUCGGUUCCUAAACGCUUCUCCUGCAGUGGUUGUUUUUGAUCUAUCAUCCUUCUUAAAACCUCUCCUGUCCUCAUUGCACGGCAGACUAGUUCUUUCCUGAAGUUUGUGUGUUUGAAGUCUUAAUCGUUAAUGGGAAGUUAGGUUUUAAGUGGCAUAAAGGGCAAAGAGCACAGAAUAAGAAGUCUUAGCUGUCUCAGUGGCAAAAAGGAGAGGGUGCUUAAUCUAGGUUUAUCAAACUGAAGGUCACGAUACAGAAAGUAGAUCUCCUUGAGCUGGGUUAUCUUGAACUGAGCAGCCCAGAUGACGAUGCAAGGUGCUGCUGAGGAUACUGCAAUUAGGCUGAGCUCGUGCCUCCCAUGCCAUUCAGCUGGACUUGGCUGGGUCUGCCCAACACAGUUUCCAUGUCUUUUAUUGCAUCUAGUGCAGAUCAUAUUACCUUUAUUGACUGGCCCUGGGAAGCUUAAUCUGUGCAGAAAAGGGGUUUUAUGAUGACUUUUUCCACUUUUUUUUUGAUAACCACCCCAGCCUUAUGACCACCUUUCAUUUUUAAUGCCCAAAUUCCUGGCUGUUGGCUCAUGCCAGAUCUCUACAAACUAUGUGGCCCCAUUGGUUUCUGAAGAUCUGAUUCAUUUCUUGUCCUUCACUUCUUCUUUAGGUACUGUACUACAUUCCCUUUCCUUUCCUUACUUUCUUCCCAGGCAUCUCUGCAGUCUUGACCUCUCCUCAGCCAGAAAGGAACUCUGGUCCAGGGCCGAGACAGAUUUUGGGUAGCCCCAUACAGAAGACACAGGCCAUGUUCAGCCACAGAGCACCUCAGGGGAGUGCAGAGACUGUGAAACACGGAAUGGAUGAAGGUUGCUUCUGCCUUCAUUGAUAAGGCUUGAGGGUCUGAGUCUGCAAGGUGCUGAGUGCUCUUGGCUGCCACAGGAGCCGAGUAGAUGAUAAAACCUCAGCUGAAAGGUCCCUUUCUUGUCCUUGCUCUUCCAUGCCUGUAAGUCGCUGCACAGCCACAAGCUCCGCUCUGGAUUGAAGCCUGCGUGCUGGUCAGGUGUGUGGUGUUCUGGCUGCUUGAGAGAUGCCGACAGGGCCCUAGCGUGCUCUACAUUGGCUGCAGUUGGUGCUUCUGCAGUCCUCUUCUUACUGGAGCACCAUAGAUACCAACAGAGAAGAGAGCAUCACAAGCACUCAAGAGUUGGCUCUCAGGUGAACCGAAUGAUCUCCAUUUCUGCUGGCUCGCAGGAACAUGCUGCAGCUCGCUCUCUCCCUUCCUCCAUCACCCACAGGCUUGAGAACACAGGAAACUGCAAGGAUUUUUCCAUUUGAAGGGGCUGCUCAGGUGCUGCCAUUUCAUAAAUGGGAGACUUCUGAAAAUUCACAGCUCAUUCCACCAACCGUGCUAACAAAUUGAUACCCAGAGCAGCAAGGGGCGAGACAGAUCUCAGCCACUGGCUCUCGGCACACAGGGAGCUGGCUCUACCGCGAGCUAUCACCCUGCUCGCUGCUGUGGGCAGCCCUUGGGGACUCACACUCUCUGAUGCUAUGCUCUUCAAAAUAAACCAAUUUUCUUUUCUGAAAAAAAUAAUUUGGAUUAAAUAGGAUUCAGACCAACACAUUACUCUCCCUCCUGUUUCUCUUUUGGUUUCUUUCACUUCCAGCUUGAAAUUCAACUUUUUUUCCACUUGUCAUAACGCAAACCAUACCAAGAAUGAAGUUAGAGCUUCAUUCCGUCUGCGCGCGAUGAUGCGACCAAAACUCUCAGUAGGUAGAGAGGAGUCUUCAAUCAUCUUUGCACCAAUACAGACCUGCAUUGUAUCCCUGGUUUAGCCACAGCAGCUUCAAGCAGUCAGGUUUUUGGGGCAGUUUGAGAAGAAGAAGGAUGCCAUACAAUUUUAUCAUGUUUAAAAAGAACCCCAAACAAACCAACAAGCAAAUAAUUUGGCUUUAUUAAGUUUUGAGCAGCUCUCCUUACGCCUGGUGCCUUUUCCCGAGUCACCGGUUAGGACCGUUUCAAUCCAGACCUUUAAGAGGAGCGAACUUGACUCCCUGGUGAAACCCAACUCUCCUCCAGUGGUAGGUGCAGGUUGUUGUGGAGAAAGGAAAAUUGGAGAAAGGGAACUCAGAGGUCAGACUACAGGGGAUUUUACUUUUUCUUUUGUUUUGCUUGGGUUCUGUUUCUUUUCCAGGGACUGAUCCAAAGCCCUCGGAGGUCGGAUGGAAAGCUCAAACGCUGGUAGUGAAGAUGCUACCUCGGUAGCCACAGGCGUCUUUCCAACGACACCGGUGGGUUUUGUACCAGCUCUUGACCGUGUUUUUCCAAAUGACAGGGAUUUGACACCUUGAUUUCUUCCCUGUACAAACAGACCUGCUUGUCACUUACACAUUUUUACCUGUGUUCAACAUACAGGUUGUUUUGGUUUGCUUUCAGAAACACUUUGCUGCUAGACACAUUUCCUGGAGGGAAAUGGACACCUACCUACACACAAAGCUCUACAGCUAAUUUAUACCUUGUUGAAUUUAUAAUCUUGUCUAUGCUUCUAUGGACACUUUGUAUGGGCUGCAGCUCAAAUCCUAAAAUAGUCAAGAAUUUUUCCUUUCCCAUAUAGUAUUCUAUUUACUUUGACUUAAAAAAAACAAAAGCGUAUAAAUGCAAUAAUGCAGGUAGACUAGAAAUACUAGAUUGAAAAUUAAAGUAGUUUAGCUUGUCCCAUUGUGACUGACAGUGUUGUCCGACACCCAACGCUGUACCCUGACAUUUUCCAGGCUUUCUACGUAGCUGAAUCUAGUAUUAGCUUUGAAAACCCAUUGUAUGAGUGGUGGGUGGAUGGGUUGGAAACGUGUGCUCUCUACACACUGUAUGUUACUCACAUCAGAAGCUGUAUGGCCACUCCAUAUGCUGUGAAACUGUAAAUGAUUCCCAAUACACCUGUAACUCUUACCAGGAUUGUGAGAAAUAAACUAUAUAUAGAGAUAUAUAUACA
This is a messenger RNA of Cuculus canorus (common cuckoo), 9725 nucleotides long. It is a transcript of the gene CEND1, whose product is annotated as cell cycle exit and neuronal differentiation 1. The coding region runs from base 318 to 719 and encodes 133 amino acids. NCBI's taxonomy places the organism in Eukaryota, Metazoa, Chordata, Aves, Cuculiformes, Cuculidae. The transcript is spliced from 2 exons. Gene Ontology annotation, biological process: radial glia guided migration of cerebellar granule cell; cerebellar granular layer maturation; cerebellum development. The record is from RefSeq and is a predicted model, not a curated record.